AUGGAGCCCAAAGAUUCUUACGCAUCUCUGGUAAAAGGUCUUGAGCCUUUUAACGUCACCGGAGAUUUCAACCCUUGUGCGCUCCUGCUCACGGGAGACGAAGCUUUCCCGGUGCUUGUGAGUACGAAGGGGCAUGUGCUAAUAGCCGCAAGCCAGUACGGGGCAGGCCGGAUCGUGGUCACGGCGCACGAAGCCAUGCUGCAACUGCCCCAGUUCCUGCCGUUCAUCAAAAACAGCCUGGAGUGGGUCAAGCCGUCCCCGACAGCAGCAGUAGGGGUCCACAAUAGCAUGAAGGCCCUCUCUGAGUUGCUUCUCAGUCAUGAUGUCAAAGUGAAAUCGGAUGCGGCCCUUGCUGACACCUUCGGGGCCUAUUGCACCAGCGCCUAUGAUGGCAGCCAAGCCCAUCAGCUGGUGGAAUUUGUGAAGAAUGGCGGGGGGCUGCUCAUAGGUGGGCAGGCCUGGUAUUGGGCAUAUGACCAUGGCUACGAGAAGGCCCUGGCUCUUUUUCCUGGCAACCGGAUGAUAGGAAUAGCCGGAGUGUACUUCACUGCCAAUAUGGGGGAGAAUGGGAUCUUUCCUGUGUCCCAGAAUAUACCAGAGGUUCCUUUGAUCACCCAGCCCAAGGUAGAUGUUGAGGGUGACUUGAAGAUUCUUCUGAAUGGUGUGACCGACUUUGACUUAAAGGACAUGAGACCUUCUAGCCUGAUUAUCCAUGGGAAUCUGGCAUUUCCAGUGGCCAUAACUGAUUCCUUCCAGUCCUUUGUUGGAGCCGCCUACUACGGCAGGGGACGUGUUGUGGUCACCUCUCAUGAAGAGAUGCUCAACAGACCAUCCAUGAAAACUUUCCUCCUCAAUGCCAUUGACUGGGUUACUGAUAGAAAGGUAGGGAAAGUUGGCGUCGGAGACCAAUUGAAGGAACUUUACUCCAUGCUAAAUCAGGCUGGGAUCCCUUGUGAGCUAACCAAUCUUAAGCCUGGCUUAAGUGUGUACUGCUGCACAACUUACAGUGACACAGAGAAGGAAAGAAUCCACGAAUUCGUCUCUGAGGGAGGUGGUCUCCUGAUUGGUGGAGAAGCUUGGUUUUGGGAAGACGAGCAUCCUGGUACCCAUGCCAUUGCACAGUAUCCAGGAAACAAGAUACUGAAGAAAUUUGGAAUUGGGAUCACUGGGGUCAUACCUAGCGAAAGCUACCCGGCGAGACAGGCCAGCGUUCUUGCUUCGAGCUAUCGCUUCCGGGAAGCGCUCUUCCAAUUCAAGGAACACAUUCGGAGCAAGCAAGACCUGCAGCCUCCGUAUUCCUCAUGGCUCAAGAAGCUAGGACAAGACUGUGCCACAUUCCUGAGCAUCCCAGCUACCAACUCUCCACCUCUCUCCUCGGUCCAUGAGGAAAUGCUGGAGCUCAUCAAGCUGAGAGGGAUUCCUGACGUCAGUGCAGACAAACCAAUCAAAAGCUGCACAGAUGAAGCCAUUUUGAUUCAAAUGGCGUUUUCGCUCUACAACAAUCUUCCAGAUUUCCAAAAGCUAGUGCCUAGCCUGAGCCCAAACCUUCCCAAGUAUCCUGCAGCGCCAUCACAAGUCAUUCAGAUCAAUGGAACAAAUGAUGGAGACAAAGCCUGGAGAAGCACCGGCCUUUAUGUUCCUCCGGCAAAGACCGUCACUUUGCUCUUUCCGCCCAACGCCAUCAGUGCUCAGCUGCAGGUCCAGAUUGACUGUGGUUCCGAUGACCUGAGCGACGCCGAGGAGUUUCGGCGUCCUCCGGUAGUGAUGAGGAGGUUUGAAGUGAAGAGCGAAAGAAUGGAAGUCUCCAGCUUCUGGGGCGGCCUCUUGUACAUCGUGCUGCCAAAGAAGUCUUCCCUGGGCACCAUAUCAGUCACCAUCGAAGGGGCUUCCCUGGCUCCUUAUUUUAAGCUUGGUGAGACGAGCCCAUCUGCUUGGAAUGACAUCCGCCACUUCCCUGCUCCUUGGGCCGAGUUAGAAACGGAGAAUAUCAUCUUCACGGUGCCCUCACAAGAUGUCCGUACAAUGGACAAUCUAAAGGACGUGCUCAUCAUCUGGGGCGAGAUGAUGAAAGCAGUGGCCAAGUUAGCAGCCAUCCCUCCCAUUUUCCCCAGACCAGAAAGAAUAGUGGAAGAUGUCCAAAUAUCUGCAAGCGGGAUGCAUGCCGGCUAUCCGAUCAUGUCUGAUGUGACCGUGUCAGUGAAGAUCACCGAUAUGCAAAUGUACACCGAGGGGGCCUGGGAUGUUCUCCGGGAGCUGGGUCACAACCAGCAGAGGAGUGAGUGGGAUUUCCCACCCCAUACCACAGAUGCCACCUGCUAUCUCUGGUCCAUCUACGUCAAUGAAACUGUGCUGGACAUCCCAAGAGAGAAAGCCCACCCGGAUCUUGACCCCAAUGUGAGGAAGAAGAGGGUGAAGGACUAUAUUCAAGGUGGAGCUCAGCUGAAGGACUUCACGGCGUGGACUGCGCUGGAACCCUACUUACAGUUGCAGGAGGCCUUUGGCUGGGACCCCUACAUCCGCAUCUUCGCAGAGUACCAAAAGAUAACCUCCAUCUCAAAUGACAACACCUUCAAGAUGAAUCAGUGGGCAAUACGCUUCUCUACAGAGGUGAAGAAGGACCUGGGCCCUUUCUUUAAAGCCUGGGGGUGGCCGAUUACGGAUGAGCUCAUUCAGGAGCUGGCCAGGUCCUUCGGUCCCUGGACAGGGGAUCCAAUGAAGGAGUACGAAUAGUCCUGAGGAAGCACAAGCGAACAGAGGUCGAAACUGGCUAAACACAGUGAGCUUGCACAAAAUCGACCCCUCGCAACACAAAUUCCUUUGUCGUGAUUCGCUUGCCAGCUACUGAUGAUACGGAGCAGUUUAUUUGGCUGCUGCUGCUGCCUUAAAAAAUAUAAGCACCUCUUGCUGAGUUGCCAUUUAUUGCUGUACCCGAAGGAGCCUGGUUUAUGGGCCUCUCCAGACUGGUGUUUUACCGCUGGUGUAUCCCGCAGCUGUGGUGCAGCACGUUCAGCAAAGCUAAGCAGGGUCUGGUGUGGUUUCAAAUUGGAUGGGGGACUUGCGUGUUGAG
Messenger RNA from Podarcis raffonei (Aeolian wall lizard), 3067 nucleotides. Its product is annotated as TRPM8 channel-associated factor homolog. The transcript is spliced from 8 exons. The record is from RefSeq and is a predicted model, not a curated record. NCBI's taxonomy places the organism in Eukaryota, Metazoa, Chordata, Lepidosauria, Squamata, Lacertidae. Bases 1 to 2730 code for a protein of 909 amino acids.